Messenger RNA from Prunus avium (sweet cherry), 1074 nucleotides. It is a transcript of the gene PTAC6, whose product is annotated as plastid transcriptionally active 6. The record is from RefSeq and is a predicted model, not a curated record. Gene Ontology annotation, cellular component: plastid-encoded plastid RNA polymerase complex. Lineage: Eukaryota; Viridiplantae; Streptophyta; Magnoliopsida; Rosales; Rosaceae.
GUUGCUGCCGCCAACGGCGAAGAGGACAUCGCCAUGGUGCAGAGCAAGAGCUUUGUGUUUACGCAAGGCUGGGACUCCGAGAUGGUCGUCGAUUAUCGGAUUAACGAAGACGAGUUUCACAAGAUUAGCUUGCUCGAUUGCGAUUUCUUCAUAAGGAAGCCCCCCGAUCCCGAUAACGACGUCUAUGAUUUCAGAGAGAUGUAUGUUACUCCUCCGGACACAGAUGUUUAUGCAAUUCCCAGGGUUUUAGCUCCAAUGCCUCAGAAGUACAUUCGCUGUGCCAAGAGUGAUUUUAGCUGCUACAAUGUGACAGAGCCACCAAUUGAUGCUCCUAGAGAUCCGUUGUAUAAGUCUGAGCGGGACGUUUUAAAGGUUUACUUGACAAAGCACUACAGAAACCGGAGGUUGGGCGACCCUGAUUUUGUGCUGGAUUUUGAGGAGAUUUAUGUGAUUGAUUCCAAAACAAAAUCUAUUAGCAGAGCAAAAGUUCUGGUCAGUGUUCCAGGUGGAAGAAGCAGAGAUAGAAGGCAUGACCUGCUUGUAAUACGUGAAAAUGGCAACUCCUUCAGAAUAAUUCAUGGGAGUGAAAAGGAUGAUCCCACCGCAGUGAUAGAGAGGGAAGAGUGGAAUAAGACCAGACAAGACAUGGAGAGGCAUCUUAGCAAGCUACGGGACUUCAGCGUUUCAAAUUGGUUCUAGUCCAUCAGCAGAAUUUAGAGAUAACAUCAUGAAGGCACAUGAGCAACAAAAUGUGGAUUCCCAGAGGUGACUCUGCAAAUAGGUUGAUGUUGGACUUUCAAGAUAUAUUAACUAUCCUGAGCACAUAAUAUUGAGUUUAUGAUGCUCUAAAUGAGAAGGUCCUUGUUGCUGAUAUUUUGGCAAGCACUUGUGCUAUAAAUUUUGUAAAGUAAGUAGAAAUGUUGAGCUGAUGCUGAAUAUCAAAGUUACUUUGUGGUGUAGGUAAGCAUUUAUGUAGCUUGACCUUGUUGUAAUGUUGAAGUAGUCCAAUGUUUUUUUUUCUUAACUUUUUAAAAAAACAUUAUGAGAAUACUAAGGUUGGUUGCACGUGAUUGA